This is a messenger RNA of Lacerta agilis (Sand lizard), 2034 nucleotides long. RefSeq names its product vomeronasal type-2 receptor 26-like. Bases 1 to 2034 code for a protein of 677 amino acids. NCBI's taxonomy places the organism in Eukaryota, Metazoa, Chordata, Lepidosauria, Squamata, Lacertidae. Gene Ontology annotation, cellular component: membrane. The transcript is spliced from 4 exons. Gene Ontology annotation, biological process: G protein-coupled receptor signaling pathway. Gene Ontology annotation, molecular function: G protein-coupled receptor activity. The record is from RefSeq and is a predicted model, not a curated record.
AUGGUCCCCAAUGAAACCCAUCAGUAUAAGGGGCUUAUCCUCUUGCUUAAGCAUUUUGGAUGGACGUGGGUUGGGCUUUUUGCUGUGAAUAAUGACCGUGGAGAAUAUUUUUUACAGACCCUUGAGCCUUUGCUUUCUCAAAACAGAAUUUGCUCAGCAUUCACACAAAGAGUUCCACAACUUCCUCGUUUUGAUAAAUGGGGUGACCUGUAUGCUAUGCUGAAAAGCUUUUAUGUAAGCUGUACAGAUGUUAAAGCCAAUACAUUUAUUCUCUACGGAGAUGUUUUAACAAUUAUGUGGGUGAGAUUUCUUUUAUUUGCACGAGAUCCUGGGAAAGUGUGGAUCAUGACAACCCAAAUUGAUUUAACAUUAUCAGGCUUACAAAGGAACUGGGAUCUUCAGCCUUUCCAAGGUGCCAUUUCUUUCACAAUUCAUUCGGAAGAUCUCCCAGGAUUCAAGGAAUUUCUUCAGAGCAGGAAACCUUACUGGACCCAGGGAAAUGGCUUUGUCAAGAACUUUUGGGAGCAAGCAUUUGACUGCAUAUUUCCAAAACCUGGAGUGCCAGUGGAGGUGAAUGAAACAUGUACUGGAGAGGAGAGGCUGGAGAACCUUCCUUGGCCUCAGUUUGAAAUGGGUGUGACCGGUCACAGCUACAAUAUCUACAAUGCUGUCUUUGCUGUGGCUCAUGCUUUGCAUGCUGUUUACUCAGUUAGAUCCAAGCACAGAGCAGAGAUUGGCAGCAAAAGAUCGGAACUUCUAAGUCUGCAGCCUUGGCAGCUCCAUCCAUUUCUUCAAGCUGUCUCUUUUAACAACAGUGCUGGAGAAUCAAUCUUUUUUCAUGACAAAAGGAAAGCGGGGAAUGGAUUUGACAUUGUGAAUAUGGUCACAUUUCCAAACAAGUCUUUAUUUCAGGUGAAAAUUGGAAGGGUGGAUCUUAAGGCCCCUGAAGGAAAAGCAUUCAUCCUUAAUGAAGAUCUAAUUGUGUGGCAUGCAAGUUUUAAUCAGGUGCUGCCUGUUUCUGUGUGUAACAGCUGCUGCUCCCCUGGUCAUCAGAAGAAAAGGAAGGAAGGAGAAAAAUUUUGCUGCUAUGAUUGUGCUCCAUGUCCAGAAGGGAAGAUUUCAGACCAGAAUGAUAUGGAUGACUGUUUCAAAUGCCCAGAAGACCAAUAUCCAAACAGCAACAAAACUGGAUGCAUCUCCAAAACGAUCACAUUUCUUUCUUAUGAAGAACCCUUAGGAAUCAGCUUAGCAUCAAUUGCUCUGUCUUUUUCCACACUCACAAUUUUAGUGUUUUUAGUUUUUGUGAAGCACAGAGAUACCCCAAUUGUCAAAGCCAACAACCGAGAUCUCACCUACACUCUCCUCAUCUCUCUACUGCUCUGCUUUCAAUCUUCUUUGCUAUUCCUUGGCAAACCAGGGGAUAUGGCUUGCUUUCUCAGACAGCCUUCUUUUGGCAUCAUCUUCUCCAUGGCUGUUUCUUGUGUGCUGGCCAAAACCAUUACUGUAGUUGUCGCUUUCAUGGCCACCAAGCCAGGGUCCAGCCUGAGGAAGUGGGUGGGGAAAAGACUGGCCAACACCAUUGUCCUUUCCUGCUCCCUCAUUCAGGCAAGUCUUUGCACUCUCUGGUUGGCAACUUCUCCCCCAUUCCCAGAUUUAGACAUGCACUCACUAAUGGAAGAAAUCACUGUGCAAUGUAAUGAAGGGUCCGUGACCCUGUUUUCCUGUGUUUUGGGCUACUUGGGUCUCCUGGCUUCCCUCAGCUUCCUGUCAGCAUUCCUGGCCCGCAAAUUACCUGGCAGUUUCAAUGAAGCCAAGUUCAUUACCUUCAGCAUGUUGCUCUUCUGCAGUGUUUGGCUCUCCUUUGUCCCAACCUACCUAAGCACCAAAGGGAAGUACAUGGUGAUGGUGGAGAUCUUCUCCAUCUUGGCCUCCAGUGCUGGGUUACUCGGCUGUAUCUUUGCCCCUAAAUGCUACAUUAUCAUUUUCAGGCCUGAGCUCAACAACAAAGAACAACUAAUAAGGAGAAAGAAUUAA